Messenger RNA from Xenopus tropicalis (tropical clawed frog), 3381 nucleotides. RefSeq names its product serine/threonine kinase 31 (gene stk31). Bases 139 to 2994 code for a protein of 951 amino acids. Gene Ontology annotation, molecular function: ATP binding. The record is from RefSeq and is a predicted model, not a curated record. Lineage: Eukaryota; Metazoa; Chordata; Amphibia; Anura; Pipidae. The transcript has 23 exons.
GGCGGGGCCACACACGUCAGAACAGCGGCGCUUCCCGCCAAGUGGGUGCGAUUAGUGUGGGGAGAGCGAUUGUAUUGGGUGUGCUUGGGAACUGUGGGGCUCUCGCUGCUGUGACAGAGCUUCAGAAAAGCGAUCAUAAUGGAAAAUGUGUACGUGUCUCAUGUGGAAGAUGCUGUGACAUUUUGGGGACAGUCAAUUAGCAGAAUACAUGACAUUUCAAAACUGUCUGAUUCCUUGGCCAAGACUUGCCCUACAAUGAGCCCUGUUUUUGGAACUCCUGACCAUGAUAAGAUAUAUGGUGGAAUGUUUACAGCUGACACAUGCUGGUAUAGAUGCAAGUUGAAUAGUAUUCUAAGUGAUGAUCAGUGUCGGGCAACAUAUAUCGACUAUGGAAAUUCUGAGGUUUUAAAUCGGUCCAGCAUUGUUGAGCUUCCUGAUGAUUUACAGUUUCCAGCUAUUGCCCAAAAGUAUCGAAUUUGGGGACUUCAGCUGCAGGAAUGUAACAACAUAGAACAGGGCAUGACAUUUCUAAACCAACUAAUUGCAGACAAGAAAGUGUUUGUGCAGCAGAAAGUUACAUAUAAAGAUGGCACUAUUGCUUGCCAGGUUUGGCAUGAAAACAUUGAUAUUGGGGAAGAGGUUGCAAAUAAAGGAUUUGCAGAAAAAUGCAGAAAUGUUAGCAGUCCAGAAGUGAAAACAGACCUAUCUGUAUGUAGUUUAAAGUCACCUUCACCAUGGACUUCCCGAAAAUUUGAGAGACCUCCCAUGCGUGAGCCAAAAACCUUGCCUGUAUUAAUCCGAAGUACCAUUAAUCAUAAAGAAUCAGACACCUGGAUGGAAGUUAACUGUGGGAACAGUUUCACAGGAGCAAGGGUACGAACUCCUGAUGUUAAUUUUGGAAAUGCUAAGAAAAAUGACUCCAAAUUAUUAGAAGAGAUUAAACUGGUAAAAGAUGAGAGAGAUUCUUUAAUAGCAAAAUCAAGUACACUUGCGUCUCAGAUCGGCAAGCUACAGCUUGAUUGGAAGAAAGAAAAGGAGAUAUAUGAAGAAACUAUUCAGGAUCUAGAAAGGAAUUUGCAGUCUGCAGUGGGAGACAAGUUGAAAAGUUUAGCUUCUAAAUUUGAAAUGCUCAGAUCUGUAAGACAUGAAAAUGAAAAAGUACACAGUGAAGAUGAUCUUUUGCAGGCUGUCAUAGUUGUAACAGAAGAAAAGCUUGUACCUCCGUCAUCGCUAAGUAAUCUAGAUGAAACAUGGGAAAAAUACAACCUGGCACAAGAAACAAUCAAAAAUUGCUCAGAUAUAACAAAACUUAGUUUUCUUAUAAACAGAAGGGACAAUGUACAACAAGAAUUGCUUUCUUCUGUAGACUCCUUUAUGCUUGAAGUGGAUGAGUUACCGCUUAAUGCUCGCUCUGCAGAUUUACAGGUCUUGCUAUCAGCACUUGAAUCUGUUUAUGGAGAACCUUGUGGCAUCAAAGAAACUGAUGCAUGUUUUGAUGACUUUCAUAAAUGGAAACAAGCCAAAAUGGAGCAAUUCACACGUGUCAGAAAUGAUACUGACAAGUUUCUUGGAGCUCUGUCAUCAUGGUUUUGUAGCAAUAAAGAGUUUUUUGACUUGUCUUCUGAGAACUCAUUAGAAUCUUCUGAAGUCAUAGGGAAUAUUGAUGAAAUAUUGGACCAAGUAGAGUCCCAUGUAUCAAAGGAAUUGGAUGUAUCUUUGGUGGAACAUGAUGAAGCAGACAGGCAAAUUAUAAUACAUGCCUACAACAGGGUUGUACAAUGUAUUCAUGAGGAGCUUCAUCUUAUUUCUCUUGUGACGUCUAAAUAUUCAACUAGUUCUGAAUUCAAAAAAGGCAUUGUUGAUUGGGUUGAUUGCAGUCCGAAUAUCAAUCAAUUGAUGUCGGUUAAGAAGACUAUCAAAGGAUUAAAAGCUAAGCUCCGGUGGAAGUUAGUUGAAAGAAGCAGUAUUGAAGAUUCUGAUGAAAGCAAUGAAACCAUUCUAGCCGAAAUAAAGGAUGAAGUUAAAAUGCUGAGGAACACAAUUUUUUCAGAAAUAGUCAGAGAACAAGAGGAAUAUAGGACACUUAGCAGUUUGGUCCAGAAGUGGUUUCCUGAACUUCCUCUACUUCAUCCAGAAGCAGGAAUAUUAAACUAUAUGAAUUCUGGAGGUCUUCUGUCUGGUACAGUAGAGAGGGACAUUUUUGAUGCAGAGCCAAUGAAGGAACUUAGUAGCAAGCGUCCGCUUGUACGGGCCGAAAUUGAAAAUAGAAUGGUCUUGUUGAAGGGUUAUUCUGUUGGGGUGGACACAGAAGAAAAAGUGGUUGAAAGAGCUGCAAAAUAUCAUCAAGCUUGGUCUAUCCUGAAAGAGGAUUCUGGAUUGAUGGAACUGGUCUGCCUUUUUUUCUGCAAGGCUGACCCACUUGUGUACCUGAUUGUUCCAUUUUAUCCCGAAGAAUCUUUGGCUGCUGUACAAGCAAAACAUUCUUUGACAUCUAGUGAAAUACUGAAAGUGAUGGGUGGAGUUGCACACGGCUUGCAGAUUCUGCAUGGUGCUGGUAUUGUAGUUGGUGCCCUGCAUGAGAAUAAUGUAUUUGCUAUUAAUCGGGAGAAAGGAAUAAUUGGAGAUUUCGACUUUACCAGGGAUGCAAAUCAGCGUAGUUCCAUUACUAUGGUUGGGUUUCCUCAUGUUACUGCUCCUGAACUGAAACUCGGACAAACUGCUACAGAAGCCUCGGAUAUGUAUGCUUAUGGGUGCCUCUUCUUGUGGCUUAGUUUAGGAAGCAACAAAAUUACAACAAAACAAGAUGGAACACCUGAUUUAAAUCAUCUUACCUUAGAUCCUAAAAUGAAAAGUCUGUUGUCUGGUCUUCUUCGUUGCGGAGAUCGCCUGCGUGCAGAAGAAGUCAGGGCGCAUGAAUAUUUUCAGUCAGCCUCUAUUUUGGUUUCCAGUACCUCUUAUGAAGUAGCUGAAGAUACACCAGCAGAUUUUGCUUAAGUUACAUGCUUUCCAAAAACUCGUUCUUAAGCUUUUCUUUUCACUUAGAUGAAUCCCAUACAUUCUCUGUUCCUUUUAGAGAGUAGGCCUGUCUAGUAAAUCUGUAUUCCUUUUUUAUUACUAAUUUUCAUUCACUUGUAACUUGCAGUUUCUUACUAUAUUUUCAUAUUUGCUUAGUCUAAGCAUAUGUUGUGUUUGUAUUUAAGUAAUUCUGCUAUUAUCAGGCAGCACUACCUGUAACAUUUUCUGUUCCUUACGUGAAGAUCACCUCUCCCAUUGUUGCUCUUGUAAGUUUGUCGCAAAUGUGUGAAUUGAUAACUACAUGCUAUAUAUGGGGUGAUAUACACAAAUUAAAGGACAUUGUUAGGCUUAAUCAAGCUGUGGAAA